AUGGACGCCAUUUCAAUGGACACAGCCGAGACAUUUGUGAAAGAAGUAAUGGCGACCCCCAGCAUAUCAACAAAAGCUGUGGUCCAUGAUGUAGAUCUGGGAGAAAAUAACAGAUUUAGAGAAAGAUUGUCGAGUAAUAAAAGGUCUGCUGACGAGGUUACAGAGAAUAAUAGUGAAGAUGAAUCAGCUAUGACUAAAAAGACGAGAUGCGGACCUACAUAUUCUAACGAAAGUGAAAGCCCAGUAAGUAACAUUAAUUAUAUUGAAACUGGUGAAAUAUUGUCCGCCAUCCAUAAUUUGGGUAAAAUGAUCAAUACAAGGAUAGACAAUCUUGAAGAUUCUCUUUCUGAUAGAAUUAAGGGCAUUGUUCAACAUGAGAUGUCUGAUAUGAAAGCUGACAUUGAUUGUGAAAUUUCCGAAUUAGAAACGAAGAUUUUGAAACUUGAAAACGAAAAGCUUGAAAGUAAUAGAACAUUAACUCAUUAUGUACACGAGCUUAUAGAGACAAUGAGUGCAAAAUUACCGAUGGAACUUGAUAGCAUUGUGAUAAAAAAUAUGCCUGAACUUGCCUCAGAGGAAAACGAUAAUCGUGUUACAAUAAAUCGUGUGACUAAACUUUUUAAAGAAGGCCUGAAAUUGCCCAAUAUAAACAUUAUAAACGCGGAUAGGAAAAAAACAUCAUCACAUAAACCCGGUGUGAUAGUUGUCCAACUCCAAGACAGUGCACAAAAGAAACUAGUCUUAGAAACUAAAUCAAAGUUGAACACUAAUAAACAAUUUGAUAAAAUUUAUAUAGAAUCAAGUAUGUCAACAGCUGAACUCAAAACUCAAUCCAGCCUAAUUACCCUAGUUAAAGAACUUAGUAAUCAGGAUUCAUACUUUGUUAAAGAUAUUAAAUCGUGUCUCAUAGACCUAUAUGGUCGGACGAUGAUUAAUUUAUAUGUAAUUAUUUAA
This is a messenger RNA of Lottia gigantea (owl limpet), 954 nucleotides long. RefSeq lists its product as hypothetical. NCBI's taxonomy places the organism in Eukaryota, Metazoa, Mollusca, Gastropoda, Lottiidae. The record is from RefSeq and is a predicted model, not a curated record. The transcript is spliced from 2 exons. Bases 1 to 954 code for a protein of 317 amino acids.